GAGCUGAGUGAGAAGCACAAGCUUCUCGCUGAGACUUGUGAGUUGCUGGGCUUCGCAACCUUCCGUCGCGUCCACAACUGCUACUUGAUGAUGGAUCUCAGCUUGGCAGACGUCAUGGAGACGUUUCGGUCUGUGUUCCACCAGAGGUUUGGCCUGUGUGAGNNUGGGCAUCGAAGAGCAAACUCACCCGAGCUUGGCGAUCACUUCGAUCCGGAGAAGCCCUUGAGCUACAUCAUGGCGCUGGACGUGUCCUCAAUGUAUCCCACGGCGAUGUGCGAACCCUUGCCCAUCGACUCUGGCGUGGAGCUGAAGCUCGCCGCCUCGCAAGUGGAGCGAGUGAGGCGACUGCGAAAGGCCUUGAAGACCACCGACUACAUGGCCAGCAACGAGGAGGCUUGUUAUCUCUGCGUGGUGGACUACUCCUUCCCCUUGGAGCUCCAUGACAAACUGGAUUGGGCUCCGCCCUGCCGAAUGAGUGUUGGAGAAGACCAGCUUUCGCCCUACACCCGGCAGCUGAUGGCCAGGAAUGGCUUGAAGUGCGGCAAAACUGCGAAGCUUGUUCCUUUCCUAGGCGCACAUGUCAAAGAGGGCGUUGAUGCUAAGCGCCUGGCUUUCAUGGUGGAGGUGAUGGGCGCACGCGUCGACAAGGUGCACCGAAUCAUCAAGUUCAAGUGCGCGCCCUUUCUUAGCACUUGGAUCAGGCGGUGCUACGCAGAGAGGCUGGAGCUCAAAAAGCAGGCGCGCUCAGUGGAGGCUGAGAUGCUCAAGCUUGUGAUGAAUGCCAUGUAUGGCAAACUCAUCCAGCGUCUUGAGCACUGCCGCUGCUCCCAGGUCUACACCGACGCGGCUAAGUUCGUGAGGGCAGCAAACGGCUACCGCAUGCAGGAUAUGGACGUGUUCGGCUCGGAAGAGGACUUCCUGGGCGUCGUGCAGAACCACGGGAAGGUACUCCUUCAGAAGAGCUUGGUGCAAACCGGUUUCCGCGUGCUGGAGCUCUCCAGACUUAUGAUGAUGAAGAACCAUUAUCUGGGCAUCAAGAAGCUCUUUCCGCAGGCCGUGCCCUUGUCGACAGACACAGACUCCGCGACCUAUUUCAUCGAGACUCCUGAGGAUCCCCUUCGCGCCAUGGCCGAGGCCAACGAACGCCGUGGGUUCCCUUGUUUCUUUGACAUAGCAAAGGAUCUCGUUGGCAAAAAAGAUGUGGACUGGGUCUUGGAGCACCUCACGAAAAAGAUCGUCGAGCAAGUGGGACUUCGGGCGAAGCUCUACUCGGUCCUCUUCUCGGACGUGUUGAAAGGCAAGCUCAGCAAGCAGCGAGCCAAGGGCGUGAUGAAACGG
This is a messenger RNA of Symbiodinium pilosum, 1338 nucleotides long. NCBI's taxonomy places the organism in Eukaryota, Dinophyceae, Suessiales, Symbiodiniaceae. The record is from the annotation of a GenBank genome assembly.